This is a messenger RNA of Pochonia chlamydosporia 170, 1536 nucleotides long. RefSeq lists its product as hypothetical. The transcript has a single exon. NCBI's taxonomy places the organism in Eukaryota, Fungi, Ascomycota, Sordariomycetes, Hypocreales, Clavicipitaceae. Bases 1 to 1536 code for a protein of 511 amino acids. The record is from RefSeq and is a predicted model, not a curated record.
AUGUUGUUCAAAACCAUUCUUGUUCCCGUCUUGCUAGCCUUGCGCUCUGUGUCAGCCUUCCCGAACCCAGGUGUCGACGACCAUGACUUAGAAGCCAAGCGUAGCGAAGGGGAGUUGUUUGGUACACGUACCGACAACAAUUGUGGCAAAGACGCAUACUGGGAUCAUGGCAAGCAUCAAUGCGUCUGUCGUGACAAAGGAAAGUCCUAUGACUCAAACACCAAGACAUGCAACUGCCCGCAUGGCAAAACAUGGAACGGCCACGAGUGUGUCUACGAUUGUGGCAAGAGUGCUUACUGGGAUAAUGGAAAACAUCAAUGCGUGUGUCGAGACCAUGACAAAGUCUUUGACCCUAAAACAAAGACCUGCAACUGUCCGUACGGAAAGAUCUUUGACGGUCAUAAGUGCAUUCCUGAUUGCGGGAAGUAUGCGAGCUGGGACCAUGGCAAGCAAAAAUGCAUCUGCAAGAACAGGGACCAAGAAUAUGACCUCAAAACGAACACUUGCAAGUGCCCAGAUGGCAAGGUUUGGGACGGUCAUAGAUGCGUCUACGACUGUGGCAAGGAUGCCUACUUUAACGACAAGAUACACAAGUGCGUCUGCAAAAAGAACGGCAUGGAGUAUGAUCCAAAGACAAAGACAUGCAGCUGUCCUAAGGAUAAGAUCUGGGAUGGUCACCACUGCGUAUACAAAUGCGGACCAGAUGCUUACUUCAAUCCAAAGUUAGGCAAAUGUGUCUGCAAGAAGGACGGCAUGGAGUACAACCCACAGACAAGAACAUGUAGCUGCCCUAAGGGCAAGGUUUGGGACGGCCACCGAUGUGUCUAUGACUGCGGCAAAGAUGCAUACUUCAACCCCAAGUCACACAAAUGUGUUUGCAAGAAGGACGGAAUGGACUAUAACCCACAGACAAAGACCUGCAGCUGCCCCAAGGGCAAAGUGUGGGAUGGUCGUCAUUGUGUCUAUGAUUGUGGCAAGGACGCAUAUUUCAACCCGAAACUACACAAAUGUGUUUGCAAGAGAAAUGGCCAAAUCUUUAAUGAACACACCAAGACUUGCAGCUGCCCAGAGGGAAAGUUUUGGAAUGGUUGGAAGUGUGAGAAUAAGUGUGGCAGAGAUGCCAGAUGGGACAGCAAAUGGCAUAAGUGUGUUUGCAAGAAGAACGGCCAAGUCUUUGACCAGCAUACCAGGACAUGCCGAUGCCCAAGUGGCACCGUAUGGAACGGCUGGAGAUGCGAAGACAAGUGUGGAAGAGAGGCAGACUGGAACAACAAGUGGAACAAGUGCGUGUGCAAGAAGAACGGCCAGAUUUUUGACCCUCGUACCAAGAAUUGCAGUUGCCCUAGUGGAAAAUUCUGGAAUGGUUGGAAGUGUGAGGAUAAGUGCGGCAAAGAUGCCUAUUGGGAUAACAGGUGGCACAAGUGUGUCUGCAAGAACCAUGAUCAGGUCUAUGACCCUCACUCGAGGACAUGCAAGUGUCCCAAGAACAAGACCUUUGACAGUCGCACUAACAAGUGCAAGGAUCGACAUCAUUAA